AUGGGCGAUUCCAGUGAAAAUUGGCCGGAACCGGUCUCCUCCCUUCAGUCAAUGCAGCUGGAUCUCCCACCAAGCUGCAUUGAAAUUUGCCCAUCUGCGCCGUCAUACUUUUUAAUCGGGACGUACAACUUGGAGGGCUAUGAAGGGCCCGCUGCGGCUGUUUCGCAAUCUACUGAAGCGAAGGAGGUUGAGGAAAAGGAUGAGGAACAUGACGACCACGACGACAGUGAGGCUACGGUGAUAGGAGAGAAAAAAGGGCCACAAAACCGCGACGGAAGCAUUCUCACAUUUCAGCUUGUGGAUGACCAGUUAGUCCAUGUUCAAACGCUGAUGCAGCCAUCGGCCAUACUCGAUCUCCAUUUCAACCCAGCACCAGGCAAGCAAGACAUCUGCGCCGCCGUCUCUAGCACGGCUACUCUGGCUCUGUUCCGGUUAAGUCCUGGGGACGCCCAGCCCCUGAAGCAUCUCAAGACCAUGGACAUGGCAAGCAUGUGCAAAACGGCGGAGGACUGGCUAGGCGACAAGGACGAGGUUAUUUUCACUCACUUCGCCUGGCAUCCGACGAAGCCGGAUAUGGUUGUUGUUACCACCACUGCCGGCUAUGUACACCUGAUCUACCUUGGAGAAGAUCUUGAUGGCGGCGAUUGGGUCAUGCACCCUGAGCCGAUUCUCACUCACACCCUCGAGGCUUGGUAUGUAUCCAUUUCUCCAUCUCUAAGCUCUCCUAGAGAGGAAGAAGACGACUCGUUUCUGCUGUUAUCCGGAGGAGACGACUCGGCGUUGCGCUACACAGUAUGCAAGCGCACUCGGAGCGCCAAUGCGAUGGGCGACGAUGAGGAAUCACAAAGUCCCUAUAACAUUGAGGCGCUCCGCCCACCUCUCAACGUCAGCCGAGGCCAUGAUGCUGGAGUAACAGCGAUAUUGGCCCUAGGGCUGAAGGAUGACGAAUCCGAGCUUGUGGUUACGGGAAGCUACGACGAUCACAUUCGGCUCUUUUCUAUCCCGGCCUACGGCUUUGGGCGGGCCGUCGAGCUGGCUGGAAGCAACCUCGGAGGAGGCGUAUGGAGGUUGAAAGUUGUCAAGGAAGACAUGGGCCUCUUUGAGGGGCGGGGUUGGCGGUUGACGAUCCUCGUGUCGUGCAUGCAUGCUGGCGCGAGGGUUGUCGAGCUCGUCAAGAACGGUGCUGGGGAGUAUGAGUUCCGAGUGGUUGGGAGGUUUGAGGAGCACAAGAGCAUGAACUAUGGCAGUGAUUGUCAGCUGAGCAAAGAAGGGACCCUCUCAGCUGUGUCGACGAGUUUCUACGACAAGUUGCUGUGUCUUUGGAAGCUUGAGCUUGGAGCUUGA
This is a messenger RNA of Sordaria macrospora k-hell, 1344 nucleotides long. RefSeq lists its product as uncharacterized. Gene Ontology annotation, biological process: protein histidyl modification to diphthamide. NCBI's taxonomy places the organism in Eukaryota, Fungi, Ascomycota, Sordariomycetes, Sordariales, Sordariaceae. Gene Ontology annotation, molecular function: protein binding; diphthine methylesterase activity. The record is from RefSeq and is a predicted model, not a curated record. Gene Ontology annotation, cellular component: cytoplasm.